UAAUAUAUAUAAUACGUUUAAAUUAUAUCACGUAAACAAAAAAUACUUACGUAAAAUAUUUUCGGCUUUUCUUAAUGUACUGUUCUUGAAUGUCAAAAUUAUUCAACAAUUUGCUAUCUGAUAUCUCUAAAUUAUAACUUAGUUCAAAACAUCCUGGCCAACAAUUACAGCUUGGUCUAUGUGAAACAAUCUAUGAUUAUACAAGGAACUAUUUGUAAAAUUAUACUUACAUUUCAGUAAUAUUCAAUUGAUUAUCAUCAUAGAGCUUAAUUUCCAUUGCUCUUCGUGCUGUAGUAGCACAUUGAUCAUCUUUCUUUCCGCAAAUAGUAGUGUUUGAUGAUUCUAAUGAAAAAGAUGUAAAAAUUAAAGGUUAAGAAUAUAUAAUUAUUAAGCUCUAAUUAUAAAUCAGUCUUACUUGGCAUAUAAUAUUGGACGCAGUGACACAGUUUUUGUGUGAAAUUCGCCUCGCAUUCCAGGAUACAGUUUCUUUGCGUGUAAGUUCUGUAAUAACGCAACUUUCUCUCUGAUGUGAAGAAACAUUUUCUCUUCCUCUGAGGUAUAGAUAUUAUAGAUUUGCUUGCUGUCGAUAUUCGAGGUGAUACAAUAACUCUGACUUCUUUACCAGGAGCUACAGCAAAUCCAAAAUCUGCAAUUUUUGGUGUUUCUACGGGGCUGUGUAGUAGCAUCUAUAAAUAUUUGUAGAAUUUUAAAAACAUCAACAACUAUUUUUAGAAUAAGAAUUUUAAUCCUUUUAACUUGUUAUUAUAGAUUUUUAAAAUAAAAAGUAUAAUUACUUUAAAGCCUGCACUAGCUGUCGAAGAACAAUAAUAUUCAUUAAUAUCAACGUCAAGGACUAAAGUUAAGCCAUAAAAAAGGCCAGCGCCAUAUGGUCUCCAUGGUAUGGCAUCUGAUGGAACUUGUUUAUCGUAUCCAAUUUCAGGAUUCCAAUCGAUACCAGUGAAUGCAAAACCAAGGAAAAAUGUCGAAGAAAAAUAAAAAAUGUAAAGAGGGCGAGGACGAGCCCGCAAUUGAUUGGGAAGAAAAUAGUUAUUUUCCAAAAAGAUUAACAGAAGAAAUGAAAUCUAUGUGGGAAAUACCACAAAUUUGUCAAUUUCUUUACUUAACCAAAGACAUUCUAAAUAUACCCCCAAUAACUAUUUAUGAAGUGGAAAGAAUGCUUGCUAUACCAAGAGCUUCGAAACAACUAGCAUAUAUUAUGACAUGUUUAUUAAGCUGUCCUAUAAGUAAACCGAAAUUGCAAAAAAUACCACCAAUGCCCUAUGAAUUUUGGACUAAUAUCUUAAUGCAUAAAGUAAACAAUUGGUUUAAACUUUAUUAUGGAAAGCAUAGAGAUGUGAUAAAAGUUCUAGAAACUAUUGGUAUUGAACCAGAAUUUUGGAAUAUUUUUCCUGAGUUAUCCAUAUUUGCUGAUAGAGACUUUGAAGACUUGAGUUUCAAACAACGAGUAUGGCUUUUAAAAACUAUCUGUGAUACUCUCAUGCAUACGAGAAAAACAAUUCAAGAAGAAAUUGCUAAUCAUGCGUGGGAAGAUCAAAUUGAAAUAAAUUUAGGAACCGAUCGUCAUGGAGCUAAAUAUAUUUAUUUUCCACAGUUUAUCAAUAGUGAAUUGAGAAUAUAUAGACAUUGUAUGAAUAAUAAUAUUCUUUCCACUACAAAGCCUAUAAUACCAAAGACAGUAGUAGAAUCCGAAACGAAAACAAAAGUAAAAAGAAGUAGAAAACGAAAGCCCAGAUGGCAAAAUGGAUUAUGUUCUAAAAUAAAAAAGGAUAAGCCUGCAAGACUUCAAGAAAAGAAAAUAGAUAAACAAUUUUAUAUUUGUAAUUGUAUUGAUAGUGCCAUGAAUUCACAAACUAGUGAAGAUAUAGAUUUAGAUUCUACGAGCACAAGUAGUAAUAUUAAUAAUAGUAAUAUAAAUUUAGACAAUCUUGACAGAACAGAAACAAGAAAUCCAUUAAUAACAUCUGAAAUAAGUACAAUGUCAAGUGAUACAAACAAUAGCAAUAUAAACUCGACUAGUUGUAAUGAUGAUGUAUCAAAUGAAAGUCAGUUAAUUGAUACAAAUGUUACAGAAAGUAUAUUUAAAGGAUUUUCUAGAUCCCCUGAUGAAAAAGAUGGCAUAGCAAUAAUAAAUCAAUUAUUAAAUAGAUUAAAAUCAGAGAUAGAUAUAAAAUAUACUAAGUCUCAUGUAACAAAAGAAAAUGCGACGGAUAUAAAGAUUGAUGUUGAAAAUUCUGAAAAUAAUUUGGAAUCAAAUGAAUUUGAUUCAAUUAAAUAUUGUUCGGAUAAUUUAUCUAAUGAUUCAAAAGUGGAUGAAGCAAAAUUAAAUGAAAUUAUAAUGGUUGGAAAUAAAAUAUUAAAGGAUAAAACACUUUCAAGUUCCGAAGAGGUUAAUGAUUUAGAUUCAUCAACAUCAAGGUCGAAUGUUGAAAAGUUAAGCGAAACUGAAACAUCUAUAAUUAAUGAAAUGGAGAGUAUUUCAAGUGAUGUACCUGAUACUAUUAAUAAAUAUAAUAUUAGACACAGAAAGAAAUCACCAAAUGAUAGAGAAAUGAAAGGUAUAAAAAGAAAUGGUAAUAUCGUUAAUGAAUCAGUUCUUGAAAUAGAUGAAACACUGAAUUCUAUCAGAAGAAGUCUUAGGAUAAAAGGAAAUCAAAUGGAACAUAAAUCAUUUUGUAAUGAUAUUAGCCAAAUUAUAAAUACUGAUAUUAAUACAGAAGAAGAAAUUGAAAAUAAUCCUAAGAAAGAUAAUGAAACGGCCUCUUUUAAAAAAAUGCUCGAAGAACUUAGUGUAUCCAAUUUUCGACUCGUAGCUGAUAGCGUUGAGACUUUGAGAGAUCUUAUUUCAAGUUUUUCAUUAAAUACAUUAGAAUCAAAUUCUUCGAAUGAAAUACAAUUAGUAAGUAAAUUGACAGAACUAUUAAAUACGGUUGAAAAAGUUGAAACGGUUCUGAAAGAUACAACAAAAAAGGCUAAAGCAAAGCUACUAAAGGAAUGGACUAAUUUUAAAAUUGGUAUGUAUGGCAGUCAAGCUGCUGUGUGUUGUAGCAGUAUGGAGGAUCAGGAUUCAUCCGGUGAAAAUGGUGUCAGGUCUAAUUGGUGGAUUGUUGGAUCACAGGACUAUCAAUUGCCAACUACCAAUGAUGCAACGUUACAGACGUUAUCGAAAUCUACCAUAUCCCCAAUUAGUACCCAAAGUUGUGUCUCAACAUCAGAAUGUAUCAACGACGAGGAACAAUGCACAAGUGGAAAAGAGAAAAAAUCUAAGGAAUCAAAAAGCAAAGAACACGAUGAAAAAUCAGACGUUAGAGAGCAACAAGAAAAUGGGGAAAAUAAUGAAGGAAAAGCACAUGAAGAAUAUAAAAAGUGUGAUAGAAAAGAAGAAGAACAACAAAAUCGAAGAGUUCUACGAGCGCGAGGAAUUUCCUCGUACAGAGAACAAUUGUAUCCAUAUGAGGAGAUCGAUGAGAGCGAGUUGGGUGAAUGGACCGACAUUAAGGCCAUCUACGCGCCUCCCUGCUCACAGACCUAUACAUCCGUUACUAACUCUUCUACGAAAAACAGACAAGAUAACUAUUGGUCAGAGAAAGAGGACUCAGACCAAGAUUGGAUUCUACCAAGCUCUCGCAGACGGAAAAAUAAACGUUCGUCCAAUAAUAAAAGAUUAAGAACGUCACAAAGCAAAAGUCUAAACAAGAAAACAAAUUCGAUUGAAGAUACGCAUAAAGAAACUACGUCGAGUAAUAAGAUAUCCGAUUAUUCAGAGGAAUUAACGGCGUCUUCUACAUCUAAUUUAAUUAUAUAUCCACGCAUACAAGAAAAUUCAGUAAGGACGAUAUCUGUCACAGAGGAAAAUAAAAUCAAUUAUAUAGAUAGCGUCCAUUCAGAAUUGGAUAUAAAAGACGAGACACCGACUGAUGCUCUAACAAAUCAAUAUAAAACCAAUUACAACGUGAAUGGUGUAAGCUAUUUUGUACAGUCAAAUCCUACUGUAAUUGGUUUGACUCAAUCAAAUACUUUCGUUCAAACAAAUACAUUAAUUCCAAAUAUUGUGCCUUCGUUUCAACAAAAUUAUUAUAUGCAAGAAAUACGACCGGAAUAUGUUCUUUACAAUCAACAAUCAAAUUUUGUUCCGAUACAACAACCAUCUAUAAUACAACAAGUACCAUGUAUUGUAACAUCACAAGAAAUUGUGAGUCAACCAAGAUAUUCGCCUGAAAAAUCGAAUUUAAUUAAUAUAGUACAACCGGACAAUAACAUAAAUAGAAUAGCACAGAAGGAAGCAUCAACUUCACAAUUCGAUUUUUCUAGUAUUGCUAAACAGUCUAGUAGUACUAUAAAACCACGUAUACAAAAUUCAAACUUUACGAAACGAAAAAACUCAAGUGAACAUUUAAAUGAACCGAAAAAAAAGACUACAUCAUUGAUCAUUCUAAGUGACAGUGACGACGAAGUUGAGAUCAUUAAUGAAAAAACAAUAAAUGAUCAAAAAAAUUCAGAAGGUCAGGAAUCUGUUUCAGAUAUAACAAAUAAUAUAUUAAAAAAUAUUAUUCCACGUGAAAUUAUGCAACGAAUACAUCAAGGUUGUAUAUCAAUAACGCCAAUUAAACCAGCACCCCCAACGCAAAAUACACCGACGCAGUUGGUUGUCGUUGUCAAUGAAACAGGCAAUUAUUAUGCUUUGGCAUUACCUAAUGGAAGUAAACUCAUUCUUACACCGGAACAAGUUGCACAAAUUAGAGCUUCAAACGGUGGGAAACUUGUUCUAUAAAAUACUAAUUAAUUCAUAAAUACUAAAAUUUAUUUUCUUUGGAUAUAUUUUAUUAUGCAUUUAACAUAAUAUAGAUUUAUUAGUGGAAUUAAACAUAACAGGGUUUAUUUUUUUUUUUUUUUUUUUAUUUUUUUUUUUUUUUCCCAACGAAAUAUCCAUAUAUUUCUAUAUCAGUAAGAUAAAUAAAUGUACUUCUGUUUGAAUCUGUUAUUUGUUCUUUACGUAUUAUUAGAUAAAUAUUAAAAGAAUAUUGAUGUAUUGUAAAAAUAUCUAUUUAUGAAAAAUCUCUUUGUACAGUUUUCAUAAUUAAUUUAAGAAAUAAAGUUAUAAAUUAAUUUUUAAUUAAUUUAAAAACAUUGAAAUAUAUAUGACACAAGUCAUAAUGAAGUUUUAAUUUCGUAAAUAAUUUGAUUUGAAUGUCUACUAAAUUUUUUACUACAUCUAUAUAAAUACACGAUACUAUGUAUAAAAAAUAUUUUUCAUUACAGAAGAAAUUCUAUUUUAUUUAAUUAUUGUUGAACAAUAAUUAACAUAAUAAACAUUUUUCUUUUAUCAUUGAAGAAAAAAAAAAGUAAUUAAUUAAUUGCAUGCAAUUUGAAUUAUGAAUAUUUGUUAAUAGAUCUCAACAAUUUUAAAAUACCUAUAUGUGUACAAAUUGAACAAUGUAACAGAUAUAAUACUUGUAUAUAGUUUUUUACCAUGUAUAUAAUUAAGCGAUACCGAUAUAUU
Messenger RNA from Vespa velutina, 5518 nucleotides. RefSeq lists its product as uncharacterized. The record is from RefSeq and is a predicted model, not a curated record. The transcript has 12 exons. The coding region runs from base 962 to 4789 and encodes 1275 amino acids. Lineage: Eukaryota; Metazoa; Arthropoda; Insecta; Hymenoptera; Vespidae.